AAAAAACUAAAGACAGUUGCAGGAAAUCCUUAGGAAGUACAAAUAAAAACUGAUAAGAAUUUUCUUUGUUAAUUAAAUAUUGGCCUAUUCACUACACUAAAAAAGAUGAAAUAUUUCAUUGUUCUUCUACUUUUCGUGUUUUUGUUUUGUACUCAAUCAAAUGAAUUCGAUAACUUGGUAAAGAGCAACAAUAAAGUCGCAUCUUUGUUUUAUAAAGAACUGAGAAAUAAUGAUGGUAAUAUUUUCUUUUCACCUUUAAGUCUAACUAUUAACAUCGCCAUGUUAUACCGUGGCGCAGGAUCAGCUAUGGAAGGAAAUAUUCUUCACUUUGAUGAAGAAAUUCAUGAAUCUUUCAGAAAUCUCAUGAAUGGCAGAUUCAAAAACAGUUCUAUAGAAAUUGCAAAUGGUAUCCUCUUCGAUAGGAAAUUAUGGAUUAAUCAGUCAUAUAUAAAAGAUAUCAUAAAUUACUACAAUCCUAUGCUGGCUUCAGUUAAUUUUAAUGCAGAUCCAGUUAAAAUUCAACAAUACAUUAAUGAUUGGGUGAAUAAAAAAACACACCAUCAUAUAAAAACAAUUGAAUUAUCUACCGAUGAUCAAACUACUUUAGUGUUUUUAAAUGCUGUUUAUUUCAAAGGUAUUUGGUUGACCCAGUUCAAUAAAAAAAACACACACGACGACUUUUUCCAAAAUAAGAAUAAUGUAACUAGCAUAAAAAUGAUGAAGACAAAAGGUAUUUUUCGUUAUGCUUUCAAUAAUGAAUUCGAUUUAGAUGUAUUAGAACUCCCAUACAGUAAUGAUGAUGUAAGUAUGUUUAUAUUGAUGCCUAGAAAUAUAAAUGGCAUGGAAAAGGUUGAGAAUAACCUUUCUAGUGAAUUGUUCGAUCAAAUUUUUUGUCAUCUUACAACUAAAUCUAUGACUAUUUUUAUGCCCAAAUUCUCUCUAGAAACAUCGUAUGAUAUGUCAAGAUACUUAGAAGAUUUAAAUUUGGAAGGGUUCGUUUAUGGCAUAUCAAACAUCUGUAAUUGUGAUAAAUUGAUGCUGGAUGGAAUGUUUCAAAAAACGAAACUAAUUGUUGACGAAAAAGGCACAGAAGCCAUUGCCGUGACUUAUAGCAAAGUGUCUCUUAGUGGUUUUCAAUCAGAAAUACAACUGAAGAUUGAUCGACCAUUUUUAUUUGUCAUAAGAGAUAGUGUAACGGGAUUAAUUUUGUUUCUCGGAAAAAUUGAAAAUUUGUAAUUGCAUUUAAAGCGAGUUUUGUGUAAUUAUUAUAUUGUAAAAUCUGUUGCUAUAGAAAAACAUUAAGCAAUUCAGAUAUUGCAAUCUGUAUCUAUGCAAGCAUUAAUAUAUAAAAUGUAAAACCAUUUUUAUAUAGAGAA
This is a messenger RNA of Centruroides sculpturatus (bark scorpion), 1376 nucleotides long. Its product is annotated as serpin B12-like. NCBI's taxonomy places the organism in Eukaryota, Metazoa, Arthropoda, Arachnida, Scorpiones, Buthidae. Gene Ontology annotation, molecular function: serine-type endopeptidase inhibitor activity. The record is from RefSeq and is a predicted model, not a curated record. The coding region runs from base 106 to 1236 and encodes 376 amino acids. The transcript is spliced from 2 exons.